Messenger RNA from Astyanax mexicanus (Mexican tetra), 1697 nucleotides. Its product is annotated as GTPase IMAP family member 7-like. The transcript has 4 exons. Gene Ontology annotation, molecular function: GTP binding. NCBI's taxonomy places the organism in Eukaryota, Metazoa, Chordata, Actinopteri, Characiformes, Acestrorhamphidae. The coding region runs from base 1 to 1176 and encodes 391 amino acids. The record is from RefSeq and is a predicted model, not a curated record.
AUGCGCUUUCUCAACGUUUUGUUCUGCUCAACUGAGUGCUGGUAUCAGAAAGAGUAUACUACAGAACCCGAGCCUAAACCCGAGCCUGAGCGUGAUCCUGAACCCGAGCCUGAAGGGUGGAAUUCUAAUGAUGACACUAAUCAAGAAGGUCUACCUCUACGAGAGGCCCUAUCUCCCACUGCUGAACACUGUGAAGAUGCUCCUGGUCAGAUGGUGCGCUCGGAAAGCAAAGACAUUGAGAUUCCAAAUUUGUCUCUGAGGAAAAUGGUGUUGGUGGGGAAGACUGGCACAGGAAAGAGCUCUUCUGGAAACACCAUCCUUGGCCGAAAAGCUUUUAAAGCUGCCACAAGCAGCGCCUCCGUCACACAAGUGUGCAGGAAGGAGACUGGAGAGGUGGCUGGGAGGGAAAUUUUACUGGUGGACACUCCAGGUCUGUUUGAUCCAGAUCUCACUGAAGAAGAACUGAAAGGGGAGCUCAUUAAGUGCAUUAACAUGACGGCUCCAGGACCCCACGCCAUCAUUCUGGUCAUACAACUCGGACCCUUCACCAGAGAGGAGCAUCGGUCUGUGGAGAAGAUUAGAGCUGUCUUUGGAGAAGAAGCAGACAAAUACACCAUCAUCCUCUUCACUCACGGAGAUGAACUGACCAGUGAUAUUGAUGAGUAUGUUACACAUGCACAUAGAGACCUCCGUCAGGUCAUCCAGCAGUGUGGAGGGAGGUACCACGUCUUUGACAACACCAGAAUAAACGAUCGCUCACAGGUUCUAGAGUUCUUAGACAAAGUGGAGGAGAUGGUGGUCCGUAAUGGGGGCGAGUGCUACACUAACAGUGUGUAUCAGGAUGUUGAGAGAAUUCUCAGAGAAAAGGAAGAAGAAUUACGGAAACAUUACGAAAAGAAACUGGAAGAGCAGAAAGUGAAGCUGGAAUCCAAGUUCAGUGAGGAAAAGAGAAAACUAGAAGAUACAAUUAAAACUCUGAAACAAUCUGGAGAGGAAAAAGAGAGGAAAAUUGAAGAGCUACAGGUUUUAGAUGAACGGAAGAACAGGGCUAUGAUUGAGUAUAAAAGGUAUUAUGAUGAGAAGCUCACAAAAAUCAGACAAGAGGCAGAACAAACACAGUUUCCAGAGAUUUUAUUGAUGGAAAUGUUAAAGAGAUUAAACAGUCUCAGUAUCUGAAAGACAACCGUAUUAACAAUAUUUGUUUAUGUAUAUACAUAAAAUUAUAUUUUUCUGAACACGGUCUGUGUCUGGGCUCAUAAUAUGUAAUAUGUAAAGGUACACUGUAUAGACUCUGUCUUCUGUUUUUCAUCUACUUUAGUAUAACCAUUGCUGACAUAAAUGUGAAAAUGCAUACACACAGCUUGUCUAGUCCCUGUACAAUAUAGAAGAACUUUCUGAAGCAGAUAAUAAGAUAGACAUUAACGUAAACUCUAGGCCUAAUGCCAGGCUGGGUUUGAGGUGUAAAGUCUCCAGCAUUGAAUUGUUGAGCAGUUGAUCUGUGUUCUCUGGAGUGAUGAAGAUGUUUCCCAUACUUUUAUAUGGUAUGAGUUCGAGAUUACAUGGGGCGGAGAUCAUCCAACACCUAGACCUCACUUAUGUUGUUGUUGUUGUUGUUGUUGUUGUUGUUGAAUGUAAAAAAAAAUCCUCAGAUCAAUGCUUCACAAUCUAGUAAAAAGCCUUUUCCGGACAAUGAAGAC